Messenger RNA from Aspergillus nidulans FGSC A4, 1020 nucleotides. Its product is annotated as DUF4112 domain-containing protein. The transcript is spliced from 3 exons. Lineage: Eukaryota; Fungi; Ascomycota; Eurotiomycetes; Eurotiales; Aspergillaceae. Bases 66 to 779 code for a protein of 237 amino acids. The record is from RefSeq and is a predicted model, not a curated record.
UACAGAGCAAUCUAAGACAUAUUUUCUUGUAUAAUAAUUGCUAUAUUGUGAGCUCCUUGCAAGCCAUGUCAUUUCUUUUCAGCUUCGUUGGGAAGAAGAUUCUCGCUGAGUCUGCGAGAAACCAUUUUGGACAAGAGGAUCCCUACUUUGAAGAAGUCCCUGCAUCGCGACUUGGCCGCGCUUUUGGCAAGAAGACACAGAAAAGACGCAAAGCCAUCCCACCUGGCCUCUCUGAAAAUGAUAGUAAAGUCCUCACACGCGUUAAACGACGAGCCUACAGGCUGGACCUUGCUCUAUUUAGUCUUUGUGGGUUAAAGUUUGGAUGGGGCAGCGUUAUUGGCUUGAUCCCUUUCAUUGGAGACGCAGCCGACGCGGCGUUGGCAAUGAUGGUUCUGAAGACCUGCGAAGGCAUCGACGGAGGGCUUCCGACUUGGCUUCGGACGCGGAUGACGAUAAACAUAAUAAUUGACUUUCUUAUCGGGUUGGUCCCGUUUGUGGGAGACAUAGCGGACGCCGCGUACAAAUGCAAUACGCGUAAUGCCAUUGCUCUUGAGAAGUAUCUACGGGAAAAAGGAGCCCGCAAUAUCUCAAGGCAAGAACGAACCGAUGUUGAUCCGAGCCUGCCAGACGAGUUCGAUCGGUACGAUAGAGAGGCCCAUACUGAACAUGCCACCGAGCCGCGAAGAUCGAAAUCUCGAAAAGGUCAUCCUCGUAAGUCAACGCGCGGAGAAGAAGAUUUAGAAAGUGGAAUCGUUGAGGACCGCUCAGGCAGGAGAUAAAGCUGAAGGUUUGUUUGUUUCGCGAGCGGUAGUGUUGUCGCCAACUUGACAUUAUGAAUCAUAGUCUCUUUUAGUUGUUUCACCCAAGUUAUGGUGUCACCUUUCAGCUUAGCCCAGGGCGGGAUCGUUCACAGGCGUAGCAGAAAUGGUUCGUUGGGCGUUCCUCAAGAUCCAUGGUCUGCCGACCUUCAGGAUUGCAGAUGAAAGUGUCACAAAGAGCACAUCUCAAUCCGUCCGUAAU